Messenger RNA from Piliocolobus tephrosceles (Ugandan red Colobus), 991 nucleotides. RefSeq lists its product as uncharacterized. Bases 16 to 582 code for a protein of 188 amino acids. NCBI's taxonomy places the organism in Eukaryota, Metazoa, Chordata, Mammalia, Primates, Cercopithecidae. The record is from RefSeq and is a predicted model, not a curated record. The transcript is spliced from 2 exons.
GUCUGUAGAAAAAAAAUGAAGUCUGCCUAUCUCCGGGCCAGAGCCCCUCCCCUCGGCCCGCGCGGGAGGAGUGUGACCCAGGUGCCGCUUCCUCUCGCCGCGGAGGGUCAGGAGCCCGGGAGCGCGACCCUCCCCCGGCCCGGCCCGGCCCGGUCCGGCCCUUUCCUGCGGCCUCUGCCCGGGCUGACGCCCAGGACCGUGGGCGACGAGCAGCCCCAAAGGCACGGCGCAGCCGCUCGGCCUCGUAUCCUGAGCCAUGUUCCUCCUCUGGUGACUGUAGCCCUGUCUCCGAGACUAGACAUGAGGCUCCACUCCACAGACGCCACCUCACUUAGCCCUCUGGCAGCCCCGGGGAGGUAUUUUUAUCUCCAGUUUGCAUGUGAUGAACCGAAACUAGCAAGAAGAUGUGACUUCAGAGAACCUGCUAGCCCCUCACACCCCCUUCUCUUCCACCUCUACACGCAGGGUCUCUGGAAGGCUCAGCCAGGGCCUGACCCCCCGACGCAGUGCUCAGAGCCCACAAGGCUUCCAGAGGCCCACAACAGUGUUAGAGCUUCUUUAAAAUCAGAAGGAAGGAAAUGAACCUUUAAGAGCAAAUAGUACGUUUGCCUUUAUACCAAUGCAGCCAUGAAAUAUGAUUUCUCAUAUUUGGGAGGAGAAGGGACCCAUAAAGUAAAGCACCUUGGCCUGUGGAAGUCACCGGUGACCUGAGUUCAACCCAUUGGAGGCUGAGGGGCCGGAGCCCACUGCCUCUGCUCUCCCUGCCUGAAUCUGCCCCUGGCUCCCGGGGCUCUGAUCCUCCUCUGCCCUGGCAGUCCUGGUUCCCUAGCAGUCCUGUCACCGCAGGGCUCCCUGGGCUGGACAGCUGCAGGGUCAGCCUCUACCUCUCCCUGUGGGACUUCACCAACACAGCUGGAGGAGAUGCUAGGGAGGCUCAGGGCAUGCACUACUUGCGGUCUCUCUCUCUCCUCUCUCUCUUUCUCUAUCUGUU